AUGUCGGGCUAUACAUCAGAAAUAAACAGUUCCGAUAAGAGAUUCUUAGGACAGAACUACAUUUUUAAGAGUUUCAUUCCAAGAAUAAAAAGUGUCAUGCAGGAUUUUUUUUUAGCAUAUUCCAACCCAGUUCCUUCAAACAGAAAACAGCUUCUAAUUCUCAUUAUAGAGUGCUUGCUUCUUUCGUUAACAAUCGGACUCUUGAUGUACAAGUGGUUCUCAAGCUAUUUGGAAUAUGACUCCCAACCAGUGAUCAUACUGACAAUAAUCGUAGUCAUCUUUCAAUUUUGCCUUCUUAUCCUGGUGCAUCCCAUUCGUUGUGUAAUAAGCAUUAUCCUGCCUUCCAUUGGCACCAAACAAGGUCGUAAUUUCCUAUGGUCUGCAAGCUUUGUGGCGAUAAUGUUCAACAUCAUCCCAAACAUUGUUAUAAAUCUGAAAAACGUUUUUCACACAAUGAAAUGCAUCGCCCAACAUUCUUCAGAAAGUCUUUUAAACUCAACGGAUGUCUUUCAAAACAUUGUUAGAGACAUGACUGGCAGGUUAACAGACUUUAAAGAUAAGGUAGUGCGUUUAAGUUUGUCGACAACCACUAGGGAUAUGAAGAUUGAUGCAAACAUUGAUAAAUCAAUAAUCUCGCGUCAGAUAAUAAAACUGUCAGAAAAUGUAAACGAGGAAUUUACGAGUGUUGAAUCACAACUCAAGGAUGGUGUAUUGACCUGCAACAAGGUUCUGGCUGUGUGUCUUGGCCUAUAUCUUCUAUGGAAUGCCAUUUGGUAUCUACAAAGAUACUUAACUGACCUUGAAUUUGACAACAUGUAUAUCACAAAACAGCUCAAAAUAUUAGCCUUGAAGAAACAUGCUUCAGGUCUAUUACCUAGUUCCUCCAAAUGGCUAAUAAGAUCAACAGGAGUCAAGCUUUCAAGAGAAGAAAUCUGCAUUUCUCUGGUACAAUUUUUGAUACUCUCUUUGUUCAUAUUAUUGACUGUUUUGACUAUCGUUGCUGACCACAUUGCUUACCAAUUUGCACUGGCAGUGGGAGCCUGGGUCAGUGAUCUGCCGGCCAUGCCUAUUGCUCUUCAAAUAAAAUAUGACGCUACGGUGAAGGCUUUCUUAAUAAUUGAGAGUAACAUUGCAAUAAACCAGGAAUAUCUGUGGAAAAUGAAUUUUGCUGAAUCCAAAUGUUGUCAACGUCCAAGUCCUCCCAAUGUGUCUGCCAUAAUCACCUUUGGAUUUAUUUACAGUUUUUUGUUCGUCAUGAUACUUUUGCAAGCCUACGCACAUCGAUUGCGCAGAAAAAUGUCGGCAUUGUUUUACCCGAAACGAGAGGAGGAACGAGUUUCGUAUCUCCUUGAAAAAAUAAUACACAAGCAUGCUGUGGAUGAUAUGUAUCAAACUAAUGCUCCAUUUGAGUAA
This is a messenger RNA of Pelobates fuscus (common spadefoot toad), 1413 nucleotides long. RefSeq names its product osteoclast stimulatory transmembrane protein (gene OCSTAMP). The record is from RefSeq and is a predicted model, not a curated record. The transcript has 3 exons. Gene Ontology annotation, cellular component: membrane. Lineage: Eukaryota; Metazoa; Chordata; Amphibia; Anura; Pelobatidae. The coding region runs from base 1 to 1413 and encodes 470 amino acids.